AUGGCCGCCCCACGGAGCCUCCGCAACCUCGUCCUCGCAGCGCGACCGGCGCCUAUGGGGACGGCGGCGACCGGUCCGACCCGCCGCCUCUUUUCCUCGACCCCUCGUCGCUUCGAUGACCAGUCCCGCGCAAAGGCCGCCGGUCUCAAGCAGACGAUGCAGCGGCCCGAGAUCACGCCCCUCUUCCUCUUUACGGGCGCCAUUGCCAGCCUGGCCCUCUUCUUUGGCUUCCGACACCUCUUCACCGACCCAGAGCUCAACCUCGACCACCACGCCCGCCAGCGCCUCUCGACAAAGGCCGAGAACCUCGACUUUGACGCAAUGGCCAAGGUCGCCGACGACCCGGACGGCAAGCUCACAAAGGAGGGCAUGGAAAUGGAGCGCGAGCGCUCACAGAGGAGGCAGGAUAUCAAGGAUGAAAAGGCCGAAAAGGAGGGACGCAAGAAGCCCGAGUGA
This is a messenger RNA of Pseudozyma flocculosa PF-1, 456 nucleotides long. RefSeq lists its product as uncharacterized. Bases 1 to 456 code for a protein of 151 amino acids. The record is from RefSeq and is a predicted model, not a curated record. Lineage: Eukaryota; Fungi; Basidiomycota; Ustilaginomycetes; Ustilaginales; Ustilaginaceae. The transcript is spliced from 2 exons.